This is a messenger RNA of Agelaius phoeniceus (red-winged blackbird), 3645 nucleotides long. It is a transcript of the gene DUSP10, whose product is annotated as dual specificity phosphatase 10. Gene Ontology annotation, biological process: peptidyl-tyrosine dephosphorylation; negative regulation of JUN kinase activity. Gene Ontology annotation, cellular component: cytoplasm; cytosol. Gene Ontology annotation, molecular function: MAP kinase tyrosine/serine/threonine phosphatase activity; protein tyrosine/threonine phosphatase activity; MAP kinase tyrosine phosphatase activity. The record is from RefSeq and is a predicted model, not a curated record. NCBI's taxonomy places the organism in Eukaryota, Metazoa, Chordata, Aves, Passeriformes, Icteridae.
GCGCGGAGUCCGGGGCGGGCGGCGCGCGGGGCAGCGGGCGCGACACGCACCGGCACCAGCGGCUCCUCCCGCGGCGGCCGCCGCCACCUCCGCGCACCGGGACGGAGCGCGACGCGCCGGGUGAUCUUGAGUUCUUCUUAACUUGCUAGUGCUCAGCCUCCUCAUGCCUCCAUCUCCUUUAGACGACAGGGUAGUAGUGGCACUUUCGAGGCCAGUGAGACCUCAGGAUCUCAACCUGUGUUUAGACUCCAGCUUCCUUGAAUCUGCUUCUUCUGCUGGUGAGAGCCACUCCAGUCUGCUUGGCGGAGUUGUCGUGUCCCUAAAGACUGCUAAUCUCACGUAUAUGCCCUCAUCCAACGGCUCUGCACGCUCUCUGAGUUGUGGAUGCAGCAGUGCCAGUUGCUGCACUGUGGCAACUUACGACAAGGACACUCACGCCCAAACUCAAGUGAGCACCAGUAGCACCCACACCGGAGCCUCCCCCGCCUGCCCUACCAACCAAAUGGUCAACAGCAAUGAGAACACCGGCAGCCUGAGCCCGCUGGGCGGAGUUGGGAGCCCUGUCUUGGGCAGCACCAAGCAACUCGCCAGCAUCAAAAUCAUCUACCCCAAUGAUCUGGCCAAGAAGAUGACCAAAUGCAGCAAGAGCCACCAACAGAACCAAGGUCCUGUCAUCAUUGACUGCAGGCCCUUCAUGGAGUAUAAUAAGAGCCACAUUCAAGGGGCUGUCCACAUUAACUGUUCUGACAAGAUCAGCCGGAGAAGGCUUCAGCAGGGCAAGAUCACAGUCUUGGACUUGAUCUCCUGCCGGGAAGGCAAGGACUCCUUCAAGAGAAUCUUUUCCAAAGAAAUUGUAGUUUAUGAUGAGAAUACCAAUGAGCCAAGCAGGGUGAUGCCUUCCCAGCCACUCCACAUAGUGCUGGAGUCACUCAAGCGAGAAGGCAAGGAGCCCUUAGUCCUAAAAGCUUUAAAAAGUCUACAGCCUGCCUGGAUAAAUUCCCACUUGAUUCACUGCAACAGAGAAGAGCUGCUUCUAAUUAAAGGAGGACUCAGUGGUUUCAAGCAGAACCAUGAAAACCUCUGUGACAACUCCCUCCAGCUGCAAGAGUGCCCCGAGGGGGGAGGAGGGAGCGGUGCCUCCGCUGUGCCCCCCGUGCUACCUCAGUCCAUCCCCACCACGCCAGACAUUGAGAACGCUGAGCUCACCCCCAUCCUGCCUUUCCUUUUCCUCGGAAACGAGCAUGAUGCUCAGGACUUGGAGAAAAUGCAGAGGAUGAACAUUGGCUACGUCAUCAACGUGACCACUCACCUGCCCCUGUACCAUUAUGAGAAAGGCAUGUUCAACUACAAGCGGCUCCCAGCCACUGACAGCAACAAGCAGAAUCUCAGGCAGUAUUUUGAAGAGGCUUUUGAGUUUAUUGAGGAAGCUCAUCAGUGUGGAAAAGGUCUCCUCAUCCACUGCCAGGCUGGUGUCUCCCGAUCUGCCACCAUCGUUAUUGCAUACCUAAUGAAGCACACACGCAUGACCAUGACAGAUGCCUAUAAAUUUGUCAAAGGAAAACGACCAAUCAUUUCCCCCAACCUUAACUUUAUGGGGCAGUUACUGGAGUUUGAAGAAGACCUGAACAAUGGAGUCACCCCACGAAUCCUCACACCAAAGCUGAUCGGUGUCGAGACUGUCGUGUGACGGCCAUGCUGCGAGGGGGUGGAAUGUGUUCUUCACCUGAUUUGGGGCAGUGAUGGGUGGUUGUGGGGUUUUCUUUUUAGCUUUCAAAGGGGAGUUUUGUGGCAAACUUUUUGUGAAUAAAAACCUUUUUUUGUAAGGAAAGGUUUUUAAAAGAUCCAAGAACUUUGCUGGGUUUGGGAUGCUGUUGUGAUUUCCUUCUCAGACACCGUCACAGCAGGGAGGCUUCAGAGAAAAAGAGUACUUUUUAAAAUAAAAACAACAGGAAAAAGAAAUGUUGGGAUUUUUUUCUUUUAAGUUUUAUUUUUCCCUCCUCUCUGGCUACUUGUAGAGUUUAUGGCUAAGUAGUCUGUGCAGGUUCAUAGACUGAAGAAACCUAAGUUGAAGACAAAACACAAAUAGCCAAAACAAAGCAGAAAAAAACCUCCCUGAAACAGAAGGGCCUUCGUUCUGCAAAGACUGUGCAAAAUGCUCACUGAUGCAAAGGAAAUCAGAGCAGCUUAAAAGUCUGCAAGGCACUUUUCACACUCCUGACUCAAACUAAAGAAGAAAACAAAGUUUAUUUGGUGUGUUUCAUGUUCCAGUUCUAUUUUUCUAUUUUGGGGUGUUAGGUUUUAACAGCAAGGGACUUCGAUCAUUCGAUGCCAUAUGCCUUCACUGGCUUCUUGUGCAAUAAUAAUUUGGGGUUUGUUUUGAGUGUUCAAACCAAUAAGAGUUGGCUGCCCACUAAUAAUAAGAUAAUAAUUUUUCAAGUCUAAUAGUGCAACAGCAGCCAGCUUGAUUCAGAAAGGAUAAAUGAGAGCAAUUACUUCUUUCCUUUAUAUGAUUUUGAUCCUGGUUACAGUGCCAUAAACCUUGUUACAUAUGUAUAUCAGAAUGUACAAAAAUGUAGAACAAGCAAAGUUUAUUUAAAAAUAUUUUUCGCACAAAAUAUUGGUGUGUUUCAGUUGUCUAUGUAAAAGAAAUUUGAUUAUAAAACAAAAAAUCUUUUGGAAAGUGUGUGUCCUUUUAUUUCUUUAGCCAUUUUCCAUUUUCUUUCUAUGGGAUGGGGUUUUUCUUUUGUUCCCUUUGGUUUGUUUUUUUGUGGCAUUGUACCUUUCCCAUUGACAACAUUGAUCUCUCUUGUUUGGCAUCUCCCCUUCAGCGUUGUGUUCCUGUCCUCUGCUGGUGGAACAUGUUUUCUUUACUUUCUGCUGUACUCUUCCAUCUCUCUGUAACCAGGUUUUUCUUUCUGGUUCAGCUGAAUUAGCACUAUGGGUAAGGGCUUUUUGGAACAGACCUGUUAUUUCUACAGCUCAGUAGCCAUUUGGAAAAAUAAGAAAUAAUCUCCACUGAUUCCUUUUCAUAUUCCUGUAGUUAGCUUGUCUUCUAUGUUACAAAAUUGUCCAGUUUUUAGACAUAUGUUGGUCACAUGUUCUUUUCCCUGGCUUCUCUAUAGCCCUCUUGUUUAGCAGUUCCACAGUUCCUGGGAAUUGUCCUCCUGGGAUUUUCCCCUCCCUCUUGCCCUUCUUCCCUUCAUGCCACUCCUUUUCCAGCUGUGUCAGUGUUGUGUGGUGUGUAUUGUAGGGCUAAUGUUUCUGCCUGUGUCCCUUGGGCAGCUGACUUACACUUUCCUUGUUUGUACUCACUUUUUUUUUAAUGCUAUGGUAUGACCUGAUCUGUUCUGGAUUGUUACCACCUCUAAAAUUUAUUUGUAUGACCCUAAAAGGAGUUAAAAAAACAUUUUUCAUGUGAUUCUGUUGUGCAAACUGAUCUAUCCCAGGAAGGCUGAUAGCAGUAAAGGCUUUUUCUAGAUGAAAACCUACAUGGACUGAACCAAGUGUAAAACAGGACCUGUUGGAAAACUUAAUGUAUAGUCACAUUAGACAUGUAUAUUUUUGUGGACAUUUUACUUAAAAUAUUGUUACUAUACCGACACUUUCUUGAAACUUAUCCCUUUAUUAAAUUAUUUUUCUACUGGA